Molecule: messenger RNA, 600 nt
Organism: Adineta ricciae
Lineage: Eukaryota; Metazoa; Rotifera; Eurotatoria; Adinetida; Adinetidae
Source: the annotation of a GenBank genome assembly
AUGUCUUCAACAACAACGAAAUCAGAUUAUAUUCAACCGUCUUCAAUACUUCUAUCCGAAUCUAAACAAAGUCCAUUAGAACUUCUUGCUCAAACAUGUUCGAGUAUUGGAAAAGAUUCUCCAUCGAUAUUCACAUCUCAACUAAUAAAAUCUUCUUCAACAAAACGUCUCUCACCUGUAUCACCAAAAAGACCUUCGAAAGCAUCUCACACUCAACAAAUCGAUUCAACUCCAUCUUUAACAAAUUUAUUUCCACAAUCAUCAUUUCCUUAUCUCGCAUCUCAAUAUUCAUAUCCAUCCUUUUGCACAGUACCUGGAUGUUUUCAAUGUCACACAUCUCAAUACCUAUGUACCAAUCCGCUUAAUAAUCUUCAAUUGUACGUCUGUCAUUAUUUGAAAUGUGGCGCAAGAUUUUUAUCGGAAUAUGAAUUAUAUAAUCAUAUUCGAUCAGAUCAUAAACCAACAAAAACGUCUAGUCAUUCCCGUUUUCAACCGUAUUUGAAACCUUCUAAAUUGAUCAAUACUAAUGAUCAAUUACCCUAUUUUUAUCCGUACUUAUCUUUGUCACCAACAGACUCGAUAACGAAGAAGAAAAAUUAA